CUUGGCGAUAGGGGACGUUGGAGUCAGUCGAGGGGCUCUUCUGUUCCAAAACUGCCUCAAGUUUGAACUUCACCCUUGUAACGAAAACGGCAUCUACCAUGCUCCCACACGCCCAACUCGCCUCCUUCGGACCCAGAUGACUUAUCGCUGACCUGGAGUUCUCGUUGCAUUUGGCCACGAUCUCACACCGGAUCUGAGCCUUUCCGUCGUCGUCCCGGGAACCCCAGACAAUAGCCUUGCUGGCUCGGCGGUGAUGCUUGUCCACGGGUGUCAUCGGACUCGGCAUGAGCGCUUUCGAGCCCUCGAUUUGCUGGUCAAAUUGUUUGUCAUCUGUUGGGCCGUGUUCCAGAUGAUCACUAGAGAUACGGGCAAGCUUACGUGCUCGUAGUAUACCUACCUACCCAGCUUGAGCUGAACGUUGAAGGACUUUACCAGAACACAUGGUUGGCCUGCAAGUACAAGCUUUUGAGGAGUCUCAACGGCUUCAGAUGUGUGGGCCCAAUGUCUCCGGUGGCCGAGAAACAAAACAUUCUUUUGCUCAGUAUUAUCGAAUCCAGUCCAUUACGGUCGCCUGUGGGAGGACACGGCCUGAGCUGAUUCUGCCUUCGAUGAACCCAUGCUCCAUGAACGGACUCUCUUCUGUCCGUCCAGGAAUCCAUUUCCAGCCCGGACUCACCCGUCCGGUUUCGAUAUGCCCUAGGCUACUCUAUCAACGCUAUGUGUUUCUGGAAUGGCCCGGAUGUCAUUUUGGUAUUCAAGAACUCCGGGUUUGUUUCGUCCCAUCCGCGGUCAACCUCCACGUGCGGUAUCCCCCUGUCUAUAUUCAAAGUGUGCUCACAAGCCUUCGACUUACCAUGGUAUGCUUGGCCUACCCUUCCAUCCCAUGUUUUCUCUCCCCAUCCAUCCCACCUUGAUCAAACCAACUACGAGUCAGCAAAUCCACGAGUUGGCUUUGAUGACCUGACGACGACCGGUCCGAGGCCACUGUUGCGGCUUACCGCCAUCGCCAACCUUGUGAUUGCCUUACAACCAUCCCGAUGUCGCCCUUUAACGCUUUGGAUGGAGGAGGCGGGUGGUUAGAGUCGCGGGUCGACACACGAUGGACGCCGGAAAGUGAUUCGAGUCGGGCAGGCUAUAGCAUGCUUCAAUCGGCGACGAACCCGGCGGAUUCACAGACCUUCACCCAAUUCCGGUUUGCCGCCGCCAAAUCCAUCAGAACAUCCACCGUCAUCUUGGCCUCUUUCAACACCAUUGCAGCUUUUGCGACAGCUGUUGGAAUUCUGGUCGAUACCUACCAUCGCGAGAAGAGGGAGAACAAGAGGUUUAGGUUCAGUCGGAAUGGCUUCUCCUUUGUGCCCGCGACCGAAGCGUUUCCACUUAUCCUAUCAGUCGGUAUUGUUGUCCAGGGCAUCACAUUCGCCGUUGCUCAGUCAACGGGACUCGGCUCGCUCUUCGGAUCCGGAUGCACCUUGAUUGCCGUGUUCAUGCUUCCUGCUGUUUUCAUCGUUCCAUACAUCCAGUUAGUGUUCGGACUUGAAGUCACAAUAAGGGGCCUGCUAAAGAAGCCAUUUGCUCCGCGAGGGAGGUGGAACGUGACAAUCUGCCUUUCCGUGGUUGGCCUGCUUCUGCUUUUGAACUUAUUGGUGGCCAUUUUCGAUCGUUCGUCCAAUUUUUGCCUUACUUCGCUGUUCUGGUUUGUUGCACACUAUUCAGUCUGGUGCUUUGGUCUUUUAGUGGGCAUUUCUGGUCUGCUCUUGGUUUGCGUCGUGGUCAUCUUCGUGAGGUUGCACCGGAGCAACAAGAUCGCCCUCAUCGAGAGAGCUGCGGCUUCAAGGAUGGUUUAUUAUAUGACCCUAGCGAUCAUAUCGGAGGCAUUCAUGAUCCCCUACUUUUAUGUCAUAGCUUUUGAUGGCCAACGAAGGCACGCUCUCAACUUGUCUAUGGUAACUACUGUCGUCGCCAAUAUCUCAGGAUUGAUGACAGGAGGCCUAUACCUGUUCCUGAAAUCAAACACUAUAUCCACGAUCGGUCCGAAGAACAAGGAUGCCGAUUACGAGAAUCGAAGGGAAGGGUACAAUAAGACUGAACGCUACGAGUCCGGUGGACUGGACUUCGACAGUCACAUCAUGCGACCGGUGACGAGCCCCGGACAGGUUCGCCGCAUGGGCAGCAACGCAAGUCUACUAAGGACGGCCAAAGACAAAGCAGAAAACAGCCCCACAACACCAACCUUUCUUUUCCGUGCACCAACGAUACCACAGCACGCGCAGACACCCUCUGCCGCCAGCCACAUGCGAAAAGAGUCCUACUCGCUCUUCCCGAUCCGCCCACCGACCACAAGACCAUGUGCCACCCCACUACCAUCCAUAACAUAUGCACCAGCUGCCUCCCAAUCUGCGGACGCCGAUACCCUCAAACCGCCACCAUCAAUGGGCUUCCUCGCCGCCCGUGGACACCGACGGAACUCUUCACUGUGUUCAUCAGCAACAGUCCAAAUCGGUCUGCGUCUCUCAUCAGUUGAGGACGUGUCUCCACUCUUGAGCCCAGGUACCGACGUUCACACCAUCAGUUGCCCAAAGCACAAUCAGAAGGACACGACGAAACCAGAAAGGAGACAGCCUCCUCGACUGAUAACGGACUUUGAUACGCCUAUCGACAGAGAAUUCCCGUCGAGGGGUUCGAUGAACACAAAGCCCGAGGAGGGCCACGAACAGCUCGAGACGCUCAGCCCGACUGUCUAUGAUCCGAAAAGUCCGGCGGAGGAGCCCGUGUUGCUCAGUGCGAAGGUCUAUACGCCAACGGAACCGGCUGAGAGGAAGCUGGAGACUCUUAGUCCAAAGGUUUACUCGCCAACAGGCUCAGCUGAAGAGGUGGUGACGCUUAGUGCCAAGACGUAUUCGCCUACAACACCUACCAAGGCAAAACUACCUAGUCCUCGAAGCCCGGUAGCUGAUGGCGGGGAAUUGUUGUCGAGUGCGAGGUAUACCCCGUGACGAACCGACACGACAUCACAAUACAAGCUAAGAGAGACUGAGAUCUGUGACGAUUGAAACUCGACGUAACUGAGACGACUUGUGGCCAAUCAAUAUGCCUAAUGGUUAGGCACAAAGACCUAAAGGUUUUAUUUUAUUUGUUUUCGCAUGGCGUUGUAGGGUUUGUCAUUUGGGCUAUAUACCUAGACUUCACUGUCUCUUCGCUUUCUGUUCUCUUCUUUUGUUUCAUUUGUUUAUAUCCUUCUCCAGUUUGCUGGCACACCGAGGGAAGCUGUAUCAUAUGUACCAUUUAUUUGAGUUAGAAAC
This is a messenger RNA of Neurospora crassa OR74A, 3299 nucleotides long. RefSeq lists its product as hypothetical. The coding region runs from base 1038 to 2993 and encodes 651 amino acids. The record is from RefSeq and is a predicted model, not a curated record. Lineage: Eukaryota; Fungi; Ascomycota; Sordariomycetes; Sordariales; Sordariaceae. The transcript has 4 exons.